Numida meleagris (helmeted guineafowl) is the source of this 2090-nucleotide messenger RNA. RefSeq names its product death-associated protein kinase 2-like. The coding region runs from base 929 to 1828 and encodes 299 amino acids. Lineage: Eukaryota; Metazoa; Chordata; Aves; Galliformes; Numididae. Gene Ontology annotation, biological process: intracellular signal transduction; positive regulation of apoptotic process; protein phosphorylation. Gene Ontology annotation, cellular component: nucleus; cytoplasm. The record is from RefSeq and is a predicted model, not a curated record. The transcript is spliced from 11 exons. Gene Ontology annotation, molecular function: ATP binding; protein serine/threonine kinase activity.
CGCUCACGGCUGCGGACGGAGCAGCCACGGCCCCAGAGCUGCUCCUCGAGGAUGUGACCCUACAAGGCCUCUCCCAGCCCCUGUGCAGCUGGCCGGGCUCUGCCGGGCGGGGACAGCGUGGGGGGAUUUCUCACGAGACCUUGGAAGCAGACGCGCAGCUCUUGGCGUUUCCUGCUGUUUUUUUUCCCGAGCCACUGCCCAGCGGCUCCCAGGAAUUGUUGCAGCUUCGAGGAAACCGGGGUGCAGCAGUGGCACGGAGCAGAGCGUGGCACUGUCCCACGAGGGGUGGUCGUCCCCAUCACCAGAUCCGAGAGCAGAGGUAAGGGUGCCGCGAGUUGGGGUGCACAGCAAAGCCCUGCGGAGGCAACAGCAUCGCCUUGGGGACAACAGUGCCGCUGUCACCACAAAAGCUGCCUCAGACCCCCUCCCCCAGGGCCCCCACAGCGCUGUCACAUGUUGGAGAUGGUCACCCGGCUCCAGCCUACGUGGAUCCGAGGCUGUGCAGCGCCUGGCGGGGUGCCCGUGCUGCCCGGGGGUGGCACGGGGCUGUCACCGCACAGAGCGGCCGUCCCCGGGGCUGGCGGUGCUGGGAGCGAGCAGAGCGCGACUGGGGGAAGGCUCGGGGUAAGGGUCUGGGCUGGAGACAGCUCGGCCAUCGAUGGGGACAGCCAUGCACAAAGCCACCAGGUCUCGUGCUCCCUCAUUGUGUUCCCUUAUCGAGGUGUUGUUUCCUGCUGGUGGGGGGGACCCUGCCGCCGGCACUGGGUGCGACCCCCCAGCGUGGCACACUUGGCCACGCGCCCUGCCUCCGUUUCCCUCUCGGCUCGGGAGCUGAGCCGAAACCCAUCGGUGUGGUGAGUUUGGGGGGGCUCUUCCUGGCCCUGCUGCCCCCCCUCCCAUCCGCCUCUCCCUCUUUGUCUUUGCAGCAAUGGCUGAGGACGACGGGGCUGCCUCCGACAGCCCCCAGGUGGUUGCCCUGCGUGCGGGCAGCGUGGAGGAGCUGUACGAGCUGCUGGAAACGCUGGGCAGGAUGCGUGGUGGGGAACUCUUCGACUUCAUUGCGGAGAAGGAGAUGCUGUCGGAGGAGGAGGCCAUCGAGUUCCUGGAGCAGAUCCUGCUUGGGGUGCAGUACCUGCACGGGCGCCGCAUCGCCCACUUCGACCUCAAGCCCGAGAACAUCAUGCUGCAGGAGAAGGAUGUCCCCAAACCCCAAAUCAAGAUCAUCGACUUCGGCCUGGCCCAGAAGCUGGAGGAUGGCGUUGCCUUCAAGAGCCUCUGCGGGACCCCCCAGUACAUCGCUCCCGAAGUGAUCAACUACGAACCACUGAGCUCCGCCACCGACAUGUGGAGCAUCGGGGUCAUCACCUACAUCCUGCUCAGCGGCUUGUCCCCCUUCCAGGGCGAGACAGAUGCUGAGACCCUCUCCAACGUCGUGGAGGGCGCCUACGAUUUCGAGGAGCGCUACUUCAGCGACACCUCCGAGAUGGCCAAAGACUUCAUCCGGCAGCUGCUGGUGAAGGAGCCUCAGGAGCGCAUGACGGCGUCCGAGUGCCUGGUGCAUCCCUGGAUUAAGCCCCUGAGCAGGAAACAGGCGGCAAAGAGGAGCCGCUCCUCCAUCAACAUGAAAAACUUCCGCAAGUUCAAUGCCCGGAGGAAGUGGAAGCUCUCCUACCACAUGGUGUCCGCCUGCAACCGGCUGUGCCGCAUGCGGCUGCUCUGCAGCCCCAGGACGGAGGGCGAGGAGCUGCGCUGCUGUGAGAGCGACCAGGAAGAGGAGGGCAGCCACCCCGUGACGCUGCUCCGCCGGCGGAGGAGCAGCUGCUCCUGAGCCCCCCCCGGGGUGGUGACAGCAGAGCGGGGCCAUCCCACAAGAGGGACUUCGGGACCUUCCACCCCCCCCCCCCCCCCACCUCUCUGCCCAGUAGAUGUGAACGCCUGGGUGCUGGAGCUGCUGCUCCCAGUGCCUCUGUGGUGAGGGCCACUGGGGCAGAGCCAGGGGCACUGCUGUGCUCCCCAGGUGCACCCUCACCUGAGGGCUCUGCCCUUCCCUUGGCUCUAAUUUGAGAAAUAAAUGUGCCCCCGUCCUCGUA